Molecule: messenger RNA, 2967 nt
Organism: Scylla paramamosain (green mud crab)
Lineage: Eukaryota; Metazoa; Arthropoda; Malacostraca; Decapoda; Portunidae
Product: hemicentin-2-like
Exons: 8
Coding region: 435-1589 (384 amino acids)
Biological process (GO): synapse organization
Cellular component (GO): neuron projection membrane
Source: RefSeq, a predicted model, not a curated record
GAUUGGGGAGAAAACAGAAGUGGCUUUCGUAAAACUGAGGUGGAGGAGGAAGAGGAGAUGUUGGUUUCCAGGGGUGGGAAGAUUAAGGAAGGUAGGAAAGGUGGGCGGCCAUUGUCAAGGGAAGGCUGGAAGACUCGUCAGGAGGCAGUCUGGAUCAGGAGCUGGGAGGGGAAGUAUGCGCGCCGCUCCAGUCCACUGAGACGGGACCAUCACGCACUCGCGCUUCUUCACCAACCCAGCAGUGACUGUCAGUGACUCGGUGCUUACCCAAGAUUAAGAACGCACGCUAAACUACAGGCGCACCCUAGACAGAAAACAAAGUAACUACAUACAGUGCUUAACUAAUACAUCUCACUAUGACAGGCAGCUGAAAAGAGGAAAUUUACUGAUUGCGUCAUGAAAACUACACGUGUGAAAGUUGGCGUGACUGGUGCAUGCAGGUGCGAGGGGCGAAGAGGCACCUGAAGGAGGCGUGGCAGGUGACUCGUGAGCCAAUCCUGUGCAGGUCACUUCGGGAGGAGACACAAGCGAUCGAAGCCAGUCGGCCACCACACGCGGUCUUGUGUGGAGGUGGAAGGCUUGGCGUGGAACAUCGCAGAGGCCCCAGGUCACCGUCACUCCCCCCCCUGAAGGACCCCCAUGACCCCCCGCUGGGACCCCUCCACACCAUGGUUAGCGGACACGUGCGGCUGCUGCUCUUGCUCCUGGCCGCCCUUGUCUCUGGCGCCGCUGCUUCCCAGGAUGGGCCUUCCCCCGCCAGUCUCCAGUCCCGGUGGGUGACCUCUGCCCCCCCGCCACACUCCGCCGUCCCGCCACACUCGAGGGUGUCCACCGCCGCCCUGGAGCAGAAGCAGCCUACCGUGGUGGUCACCGAGGUGGAGGAGAGUAGCGUAACUAACCUCACGGCACAGCUCGGCACCUCCGUCUUUCUCCCGUGCCAGACUGAGGAACCCACGGAGAGGCAGGUGUCGUGGGUGCGGCGGCGGGACUGGCACAUCCUCACCUCCGGCACGCUCACCUACACGCGGGAGGGAAGGUUCGCCGUGCACCACCCAGAGGGCAGCACCGAGUGGACGCUGGCCAUCAAGUACGUCACGCUGGAGGACGCCGGCACGUACGAGUGUCAGGUAUCGACGGGAGAUGGGCUAGCGUCGCACCUGGUGGUUCUGGAAGUGGUGGCGCCGCGUGCUGUGAUUCCAGGACGAGGCGUCCACCACGUGCAGGCUGGCUCAACCAUCUCCCUCACCUGCCUCAUCGAGCAGAGUCCCGAGGCACCGCAGUACAUCUUCUGGUACCACGACUCCCGCAUGAUCAACUACGACAGGCGGCGCGGCGGCGUGGAGGUGCGCGUGGAGGCAGGACCCAAGGUGGCUUCGCGCCUCAAGGUGAGCGGCGCCCGGCCCGAGGACUCCGGGAACUACACGUGCGCCGCCGCCAACACAGAGGCCGCCUCGGUCUUCGUGUACGUCACGGAGGACAACAAGAUCGCCGCAGUUCAGCCCCGAGCUCUGGGUCGCGGCGCCUCCCACCAUGUCACCCUCCCUGCGCUGGCUGUCAUGCUGCUGGCCAUCGUGCUGCCCGCGCGCUGACAAUCCUGCUCCUUGCACCUCCCUGGCCUUCAUGUCUUCCUUCACACUGCGGACAACAUUCUUAAACGAUUUGGCGUCUCGUCUCGAUUACUCUGGACAGGCUGUAGUGAUGUUAUAGGGAUUUUCAAGGGAGUUUUCAUGAUUACAGUGACAGUUUACCAAAGAUCCUGCAGCGUCAGUGGGGGAAAGAACUAAAGAACCCGACUGGAGACUUUUGACAUGCUGCAAUGGAAGUUAUUGUGGUCUUCAAGGGUGUUUUCAUAACUCCAAGAAUUCUGCACCAUCAGUGAGAAAGAAAACACAAAACCAUCUCUAAGAACUCGACUAAUUAUCUGGGACCUUUGGAAAACUGUCCUGAUGAGAGAACACAGCGUUUAAUUAAGAAUACGGGCUUCAGUGUGUCACAGCGGCGUCACCAAUACCCUCGACCCAGCAGCUCCAACCACCGACACUGGCCAUUCACACGACCUCGAGACAAAGACGCAAAAGCUCUCGAAGGGACGGAAUUUAUUGGGCAUCAUCUUGUCUCGCCACUUCGUCCCUCGAGCACGAACCUUACCAAGAGACAAGCUGUAUUCCUUCACAGUAAGGGGAAACGUGAAGAUCAGCAGCUCCACCUAUUUUUGGUGUGAGCUGGUAUAGUUAGGUUAGGUUGAAUGUUCUAAUCUAAUCUAACUUAACAACCUAACAGUGUGUGUGUGUGUGUGUGUGUGUGUGUGUGUGUGUGUGUGUGUGUGUGUGUGAGAGAGACUGCUCACUCUCUACACCUCACCUCAUGGCGGGCAACCUACCCUACCCUAACAAACAUGAACGAAGGAAGGACACCUGAGGCAAAGGUUGAGAUAACGUUAUUUCGAUCUUAACCAGGUGACUCAUCUUAGUCACGAGGAGGACAACAGACAGGUGCCACAUCGUCAAAUGUUUCAGCGUCUUGUCCUGACUAUUUCAAACAGGCUUUACUGAAAAUAAUCACCGGGGGUUUUCAAGACUCAUGUUUCUUCUGGUAAUAGUAUAACAAGGAUUAAGCAUCACCAGUGAGAAAAAUACUAAUGAGAACUUGACUAAUCAUCUCUGUGACCUUUGAAAAUAGUCCUGAUGACAGAACAAGGUGCUGCAGUGCACAGAAAAAGGACUAUAAGAAAAUCUUUGCGUUGGUCCUGACAUCCUCCACGCCACCUGAUGGUUACUUAUGCCGUGAGUAAGGAGUGACUAUUUAGCGGGCAACUCUUCACAUCAUUGCUUUGAGGAUCCAAAUUCUGCGAGGCCCCUCAAGGCAUACACGUUUCGAGUGAGAAAAUACAUAGCAAGUGUUCGACUUCAAUGUACAUGGAUGUAUUUCUGAAUGAAUUCUGUAUUUUCAGUAAAAGUUUUGAGUAAU